Molecule: messenger RNA, 2645 nt
Organism: Danio aesculapii
Lineage: Eukaryota; Metazoa; Chordata; Actinopteri; Cypriniformes; Danionidae
Gene: ric8b
Product: RIC8 guanine nucleotide exchange factor B
Exons: 10
Coding region: 265-1875 (536 amino acids)
Biological process (GO): G protein-coupled receptor signaling pathway
Cellular component (GO): plasma membrane; cytoplasm
Molecular function (GO): G-protein alpha-subunit binding; guanyl-nucleotide exchange factor activity
Source: RefSeq, a predicted model, not a curated record
GCAGCUGGUACAGUGGAUGGUUUGUUGUUGGGCUACCAUAAACAAUCCAAAUGCACUUUAAAAAUUAUUAUUCGACCUUAAGAAUUUGGACACCGUCCAGGUAUUAUUGUCAUGUGCUGCAGGGACUCGUAAAACAGUGACGUUUGACGGGUGAAAGUUAAGGAGAUAAGAGGGAACAGGAGGUGUGUAGUGAAACUCAUACUCACUGUUGUGUGCAGAAGGAUUGACAGUGUGUCAAGUGGACGGCAAAAGCAUCAUUCAGAGAUGAGUUUGAGUGAUAUUCUGUCAGAGAUCGACGGUGGAGAUGACAAGAAGGUUGAAAAACUUUUGCUGAAGUAUAACACUGAGAACAGUCGCACGUUUGCUUUUGACCUCAAGGAGGAGGAUGCACGAAUUAAAUUAUGUCGGGGUCUUCUUACAGUCCUCCGUCGUUCAGAUCUUCCACUUUGCCAAAGCACCUGCCUGGAGACCAUGCGCAUCUUGUCCAGAGACAAGCAUGUGCUUGGACCCGUAGCCACCAAAGAAGGAAUGCUCACUUUAGCAGGACUGGCCCGGAUCUGUGUGGCGGGCCAUGAAGGAGAGCCAUUAGAGGAGGCACAGUCAGCAGAAGAGGAGAGGGUUGUGGUGGAGGCCCUUAAGUGCCUGUGCAACGUAGUGUUCAAUAGCGUGCCGGCACAGCAGAUGGGAGUUGACUUGCACUUAGCUGAAGGCCUGUGUGCCCGCUUGCAUUUGGUCAGCACGUCCCAUCAUGAAGUGGGCUUGUUUUCCCUCCGGCUGCUGUUUCUGCUUUCGGCUCUGCGGACGGAUGUGCGCUCCACGCUUCAGAAGGAGGCAGGCGCGGUGAGACUGCUAACUAAUGUGUUGGAACGCACUCUAGAUGUUCGUUGGGUGGGGCCAUAUGAGGCUGCACCUCCUGAUCCAGAAGCCCCACCCAUUCCACCUGAAAAUAACGAGCAUACCAUGGAAGCCCUCAAAGCCCUGUUCAACCUCACCAUGUCUGAUUCCAGUGAUGAGGACAAUCUCCACAAGCUUCGGCUGAUUGCAGGCAUCACGAGACAUCUCCUAAUGCUGAAAACACACACUGAAGAAAAAACUGAGGAGACUCACAGUCAUGCAAUAAAUCUCUUGAGUAACCUUCCCGUUCAGUGCCUGGAUGUCCUGAUAGACGUCCCUGUCCAAGGUGGCCUGGAAAAGUACAGAGGGAAAAACAUGGACACGGUGCAGAUUCUGCUAGAUUUUAUGAUAAAGAGGAUAGACAAGGGGUUCAACUAUAAAGAAGGCUUGACCCCUGUGCUGAGUCUGUUGACGGAGAGCUCUAGAUACCACAGGGAGAUCCGCAGAUACAUCAAGGCCCAGAUCUUGCCUCCUUUGAAGGAUGUGAAGGAAAGGCCAGAAAUUGGAGACACCAUUCGAAACAAACUGGUGCGUCUUAUGACUCAUAUAGACAUGGCAGUGAAACAAGGGGCUGCUGAGUUCCUGUUUGUGCUCUGCAAGGAGAGCGUGGAUAAUCUGCUGAAGUACACUGGAUAUGGCAAUGCUGCUGGGCUGUUGAUGGCACGAGGGUUGCUGGCCGGAGGUAGAGGAGAGACGCAGUACUCAUCUGAUGAAGACUCCGACACUGAGGAGUACAAGUCCGUCAAACCAUUCAUUAACCCCAUUACAGGUCACAUAGAGCAGCCAUUGCCAAAUCCUCUAGAUGAGAUGACCGAGGAGCAAAAGGAGUAUGAAGCUCAGAGGCUUGUCAGUAUGAUUGACGAAUUAUCAAGGAAGGAGCUGAUCAGACCAAUGGGAGUGAGGAAAGACGGGACUCUUGCGCCUUUAGGACAGGCCAUUCACGACUGCAGUCUAGCCAGCAGCGCCUCCGACUCUGACUAGCACAUCACACACACACACACACACACACACUGACCAGUGCUCGUCUUUCUCACUGAGAUGCGAAGAAUGAGCUGCCGUUGAGCAAACGAGUUUCAGCAGAUGGAAAUGAGGAAGGUGAUGCUCAACGUGUGUGUUUUUGGCACUCUGUGAUGGAGGAAGAGCGCUUGGUUUUCACUAAUGAAGUAUAAAGGCUUCCUGAUACUUAAUCAAUAUAUAAAAGCUGGUUCCAUUUGUAUUUGAAGAGUUUUUGACUGCUGCUGCUGCUGGUUAUCAGAUCGAAGAAAACUGUUUCAUGACGUUUCGAAAUACUUGAAUGGCUUUUGAAAUGUUAUAUGCCGAUUAAAGCCAUGUGAUCUUAUUAUUUUACAUGGUAGAAAUGUUUGUCGCGCACAGAAAGUGCACCGACUCCGUCUGCCACUUCUGCCUGGGGUUUCACACAAAUGAAUCUGUCUUUUCUAAUAUUCUAUAUUAUUUGUAGCUGCAUAGUUUUCUAUGUACUGUUAUUAUUCUUAGUUUUCCUCUGAAUGUUAUUGGAAGUGUAUCUUUUGUUUCUUUUUUCUAAGGAAUGUUCAGUUUUGUACACACGAUGACGCAUGUAAUACAUUCUGAUUUUCUAAAUAUUGCUGAUCUUUGAUUUGUAAAUUUCCCCAAUAUUCAACAUCUAGAUCUACUGUAAUGCUUCGCGUUGAAUAAAGGGGAUUUGUUUUAUAAAAGAUUCCUUUAAUUUCCUCAACUUCAGAAUUUUCUUUUCUUUUCAGACAAUCAUUUGC